CCCUUCAAAAGCUUUCGUCCUUGCCUCUUCAGCCAGACUCUUCAGGAACAUCAGCGUCGCCAGCUCGAGCUGAAACGCAAACAAGAAUAUCCGGUCAUUUCCAGAAAGGACGUUUUGAAUCUAUUUCUAGUUCGAAUGCGUUGUGCCUGAAGUUUUGAAACGAUGAAUUCCGCACUGGCCUAACAGAGCUACUGUUUACAUACCAUCGCCGCCGUAGCUGGUCUCACUUUGGCGUUACUCUUCAUUUUCGAUUUAAGAGAAGCUGUUAAAUUCGGAGCCUUUUGCCACAUUUCUGAUGAAUUGUCGCUGCUUUGUAUGUAAACGGCUUGUGUACAACUUUCAACGUCCCGCCUCCAGUUACAGUACGCUCUUCUUCGUCUUUUUCAUGGUGUCGUCACCCGUCAUUACGCUCACUUGCGCCACCCUUUGAUCGGUAGUGGAAUUACUCGUGUUUGACUAAAAGGCUAUUCAAAAAGUACAGUGAAAUAAAAAAGGACCUCCUGAUCAGUUUAGAACGUUUCAACUUAUUGGGUCGAUAACAUUGAUUUGAACAACAUUUUUCAUGUAAAAACUUACAACGUUACAGCGUAUAACACCCCCAUCAGCAGGUGGCGCAAUUUAAUGCACGAUCAAAACAGAAGAAGAGUGUCAUGGCUGCCGCCGUGGAUUAUACCAACAUGCUGCGAUUUAUGAAACUUGUGGGCCAACUUAAAGUGAGAUUUUGCCUUUAAUAACUAAAAGAAUAAGUCUCGUAAUUAAGUUCAAUAUGAACGGAUGUAAUGCAGGAAUGACAGCCCAGAAUGAAUGGACAUUAUAUUGUUUACCACCGUCUUAAAAUGGUCUGCUUUAGUUAUUACAUUAGCUAUUUAUAUGAGAAUAAAAAAAAAAAAAUCAUGUUUUACGGAAAUAAGUAGGAGACUUUCGUAGGAUCUAAGAUAAGGUGGUUGGGUAGAUGGAUGAUUAUUUGCAUUUAUAACGAGUGUAAAAGAAAAGAAAACACUCACAUAUUGCGUGUUCUGUUGCAGAGGGUCCCCAGGACUGGGUGGGUGUAUCGGGGUGUAAAGGACCCAGAGAGUGUGUCUGAUCACAUGUACCGGAUGGCCAUGAUGUCUCUCACGAUCACAGACCCAACAGUGGACAAGAACAGGUGUAUAAAGCUGGCACUGGUUCACGAUCUGGCAGAGAGCAUUGUGGGAGACAUCGCUCCAACCGACAACGUCAGUAAAGAGGAGAAACACAGACGAGAAGAGGAGGCGAUGAGACAUAUCUCAGCUCUUCUGCCAGACGGGCUCCAGCAGGAGAUUUAUGGACUGUGGGAGGAGUUCGAAAACCAGAGCAGUGAAGAGGCCCGACUGGUCAAACAGUUCGACCUCCUUGAUAUGAUCCUGCAGGCGCACGAGUAUGAGGAGCUGGAGGGGGCGCCAGGGAGGCUGCAGGAGUUCUUUGACUCAACCAAUGGUCGCUUUCAGCACCCAGAUGUUCUCAAACUUGUAGCGUCACUAAAUGACGAGCGGCAACGAUGCAUGGCAGCGGGAGCAAAGGAUUGUGGGAACUCAGAAGGGGAUGCUGCGUCUUCAAAACCAGGUCCCAGAUCUUGACCGAAGCACACCUCCAACCUCAUUCAGUGACUUCUAUCUUGUUCAAUGUUUUAAUAGGAAUUAUCUGAGACGCAAGUUAGAAAAUCUUUAAAUGUUUUCACUCUUGUCAAAAAAUAAAAUAUGUGUACUUCUGCUUUAUUGAGACUGGCUAUUCCGUCUGACGAUAAAAUCAUGUUUACCGACGCUAUUUAUUUCACAGCAUCAGUAAGUUUCGGUUCUCAUUUCAACUUUAGUGUAUUUUUAUAGUGACAAAAAAUAACGCGGGAAUUUUUGGUAAACAUAGCACUUCAUGUUUGGUCUAGAAACAGGUCUUUUAUCAUUGCUAUUAAAAUGGACAAUAUUAAA
Messenger RNA from Synchiropus splendidus (mandarinfish), 1943 nucleotides. RefSeq names its product HD domain containing 2 (gene hddc2). Bases 957 to 1598 code for a protein of 213 amino acids. Gene Ontology annotation, cellular component: cytoplasm. The record is from RefSeq and is a predicted model, not a curated record. Gene Ontology annotation, molecular function: 5'-deoxynucleotidase activity. The transcript is spliced from 5 exons. Lineage: Eukaryota; Metazoa; Chordata; Actinopteri; Syngnathiformes; Callionymidae.